AUGCAAGACGCGCUGGCAGGCCGAGUCAACUUCACAGCUGGCGAGGCUUAUGGGGGCGGCGCCGGCCUGAGUCUUGAGGAUGUCCUCAUGGGAGCCGGUCUCAUGAAUCCAGACCCGCUCGAGGAGGAGCUCCCGCCGCAUAUGGACGAUUUAGAUUUGUCAGGCGAUAAUGAGCGAUUGAUAUGUGUUGCACAGGAUAUCUCGGACUCUAUCUUUGGGACCUCGCAUGGCGCAAGUACCAACCCGGAUUUGUCGUACUUCCCAUAUCCCAACAAGAGCAUGAUGAAGACCGACAUUCUCUUUAGCUCACCACGAAUGCGUUUCUCUCGUCAACAAAAGGAGGCAAUUCUGGCGUGGGGGAAGUCCCUCGGAGCGAAGGAUGUCCCAUCUUUACAUCGCGUCGACAAAUUCCAGGAUGAGGCUCUCGCGGCUGUGGGAAAUCCGACCGCCAAAGUAAAAACAGACUCCGGGAACAUUUUCUAUACCAACAAGAUUGCGGCUGCGUUGUCAAAGGACUAUGCGCAUCCAGAGACGAGACGUAAGAUGCACCUGCUCCCGGAGUUCGUGCCCAAUGGAAAGCCAAUCACCGAGGUCUGGCAGACGAAGAAGUGGCUCGUCGACGUGCCUGAUGAUCUCCUGACACCAAUGGUCCGUAUCCAUCGGAAGGAUUUCUACGUUCAUGAGCUGGUCUAUUGUAGUGACGGAACAUGGUUCUUACCUCAACGGUUCUUCGAGUUGGAGGGUAAUCCUUGGUCUCUCGGUCUUGUUGCGCAAUCAACAGAGAACGGCCUGGUCGUCUCUGAUAACCGAGAGUUCAAGAACUGCGACCUCUUUGACGCAUCCUGGCCAGAAAUAGAAGCAAGCAAUGCAAAGAGGAAUCUUUUCGCACCCCAGAGUGCUCACCAUGCCACGAAAAUGCCAAACCCAAACCGCGAGAGGGCACAAGGGCUCGAGUGGGAGUGCCCGCCUAUCGUGGUCUUCAUAGACGAUGUGUCUGGGAACAGCACGAAGCAAUGGAACGUCCACUACUCCUGCUAUCUGUCGAACGGUUCAUUACCCCGGGCUGAACUUGAGCGAGACUGCAACAUACGAUUCGUGGCCACUUCACCGCAUGCCUCACCGAUGGAGAUCAUCUCAGCAGUGUGCGAUGAAGGUAUCUAUGAGUCCGAACUGGGCGCGAUCCGCGUCUGGGACUCCGUCAAGGAACGACACAUCCUGAUUCGGCCGUGGUUACUAUUUCUGCCCGGCGACAACCCAAUGCAAGCGGAACUCUGUAGCCACAUCGGGCUGAAGGGUAACUUCUUCUGUCGCACGUGCCACGUUGGCGGCAGUCAAGAGUUCAAACAGUCCAAUGAGGGAUUUCCUAGUCUAACAAAGAUAGGACGUCCACGAACAGUGGAAGAGACUCAGCAGGCCGUCCUCCAACAGCUUGUAGACGCGACGCACGCUGCCGCUGACAAAGCCCUGAAGGAAUCAAUCUCAUCUAGUGGCGUGAAGGACUCGUUUGCAAUGCCCGUGAUCAAUCGUCUUGUGGCAAUUGGGAAGGCCCUGCGCAAGUCAACACCACAGCGGAAGGCUCUGAGCCCCGAGGCCGUGAACAAGCACCUGUACGAGGAGCUGUUGAAGCGGAAGGACUUGACUGUUAUCAAUCCGCUCCUCCGAAUGGAAGGUUUCGACGUGCACCAGGACACGCCCGUCGAGGCAUUGCACACCCAUCUUCUAGGUGCAGUCAAGUACUUCUGGAGCCAGACGGUGUGGAUCCUGGAGAAACAAGGCAAACUCGGGACUUUUCAGGCGCGAUUGGGCUCGCUCGCGCAGUCGGGAUUGAACAUCCCCAAUAUCAUGGCCGACUACAUGUGCCGGUAUCGCGGGUCUCUCAUCGGGAAGCACUUCAAGACCCUGAGCCAAGUCAUGUCGUUUGCCAUCUGCGGAUUGGUUGAACAAAGACUUCUCGAUGCCUGGCUGACACUCGGACGUCUCACGGCACUGAUAUGGGAGACCGAGAUCACUGACAUGAGGGAAUACACCAACAUGCUUCAGACGACGAUUCAAGACCUCAUCGAUCACGCUGCUGUCCUUAGCCCAAGCCUUCUGACACUCAAGAACAAACUCCACAUUCUUCUCCAUCUCCCGGCUGCUGUCGAACGCUUCGGGCCGGCUCUCCUUUUCUCGACUGAGCGUUACGAGUCGUUCAACCGCAUUUUCCGCUUAUGUUCAAUUCACAGCAAUCGACAGGCUCCUAGUCGUGAUAUCGCGACAGCCUUCGCAAACCAGGAUAGAUGUCGCCACAUGGUUACUGGCGGAUUCUGGUUUGACAAGCACACGAGCCAAUGGGUUUGCGCCAGUCCUUCAGUGCGCGAACAUAUCCAGAACGACCAGAUUGACCGUCGCCUCCUUGGUGUAGACACUCCCGAGCCUCGUACACCGGGCGCACUCACUUUUCCCACUCGGACAAGUCGUCAGGAGAAGCGUGUCGCAGCGUCGUGGGCUGCAACAAAAGCCGGUCGCGCGGGAUUCCAAGAGCCAGCACCCGGCUCUUGGGAGACGGCCAAUGCGAUCGUUACCUUGACGGGCGACACAGCACCCAUAGGCAGCGAAGUUCUUGUACGCCACGGAUCAGAAGCACAAGAUUCGGCCUUGACGUUCGCAUCAAUAACUGAGAUUCUCUCACGCACACAGACAGAUGGUCAAGCACGCAUCAUCGGUAUCCUUGUUCGCAAAUCACGACUGGAUUUGGCGCUCCAUCCGCUUCUCAAAAUGCCCCUCAUCCACCGUGACAGCGAGAUGGCGCUGUUAAACCCUGAAGAUGUCAUCUGUGCUAUCAAUGUUCAGCACGACUGCAACCUCCAUGGAUGCACGGAUACUAACAACCAGCCUCGGAGACAGGAGCGCGAGGCGACAGACCAAUUGUCUCGCGCCGUCACCCACCAUGAUACCGUUGACUUCAUUGUCAACAUGCACUCAUUGCAUAAUCAAAAGUAUCUUCGGGCGGCUCUCCCGGCCGUCCUCCUGGACGUGACCCUUUCAUUUGCAGAUCGAGACAGCCUCCUACGCCAAGCCGCCGAAUCCCUACGUGACCAAAAGCUCCAGAAGCAGCUUGCCAAGGAUGCAGCUGCUCAGAAACGCGCUGAAGAUGCUCUCAGUGGCGCUGGACUCCUCGAUAUUGCCUUGGAGGAUGAGGAUGCCGACAAUGUGGUCACACAAACUGAUCUCGAUGCCGCUCCUGCUCAUGCCCCAGUACCUCAAUCGUCUUCAAUGGAUGCCAGUAUGGACUUGGACUCAAUCUCCCUCACCCUUGACGCAGCUCUCGCACCGCGAGGCCCUCGACAGCGACGACCAGAACCACCAUCGAAUGCUCGUGCCCGUGGACGUGGGCGUGGGCGUGGAAACGCGGCGCAACGUGGGCGCAAUGCUCGUGGAACGCAGGGCGAGAUCAUCGCACCCAUAUUUCUCGUCAGUCCUACGGUUUCAAUAAUGGAACACAUGCCACUCACCACUUCGUACUUCACAGCCGCAACUGGAAAUCCAGCUGACAGUCACGGUGGCCCAUGGAUGACGACAGCCUCAGCACCGCUGCCAGGUGGCGGCCUCGGCAGUCACCCUGAGAACAUCACGCCGCCUCCCGCUGCAGUCCCCAUUAUACCGCAGAGUCGUGGCACUUCCUCGGGCCUCGGUAGCGCAUUUCUUCCGCCGACCUCUCUGUCACGUACAUGGAUCGAACAGAGGGCUCGUCAGGGUGGGUUGGACGAAGAACAAAUCAAAGAAGUGCUCGCCUUUGGUCUGCUGACCUAUCCAGAGAUGUUGAUUGACCUCAAGAUCCAGAACUAUCAGAUUGUGAAUGACACUCUCAAGCGAUACCUCAGGAUGAUCAUUCGUCACCCGACGUUCACGCAACGUACCAGGCAGAUCUCCGCUGCGUUCCUACUCGCGCCCUCUAUCGCUGCAUAUCUCGCGGGACUACUGAAUCAUGUAUUGGACUGGGUUUCCGAAAACCUUGGUAUCCUCUAUCUUACUCCCGGUAGCAGAAACGACCCCUCAGAGUGGAGUUCAAUCCGGACAGCAUUCUCGAAGGAGCUUGCCAGCUUGAGGAACAAUAUGAAGAAUGCGCUUGAAUUGUCUGUCAGGAACAAGAAGGACAUCUACCAACUCACCAAGUCGUUGAUGACGUACGAUCUCAAGCCCACUUCAGAACAUUGGGGCCGUUUUGCUUUCCUUCGCGCAUGCGUCCCGCAAUUCAAGGCCAGAGUGACCGUGGAUCCUGAGACCAAGGUCUCGUUCUGGGAUCACGUUGAUCUCGCCUUGGACGACAUUCGUAAGGCUUACAAGCACAUCACGCCCGAGAGCGCCCGACAGCUGGCGAUCAACGGAUUUUUUAGGUCGAUAUUGACCGCGGACCAAAUCCAAUACCCCAUGAAGUCGAGCCCAGCUCUUCACGUGUCGUACAUUGCGGUGCAACUCACCGAAAUCCAACGGAAUGUAUCUAACUCGGCCAGCCGCAUGGAAGUCAAUUUGUCGGCGGCUGGAGCCACGGUUUCUGAACCUGCCGAUGAAGAGAAUUACGCCGACAAUGAGAUGGAGCUCGACGAGGACGCUGGGCCGGCGUAAGGCAUUGUGGCUCGCUGCGAGUGGCCACAGUAAUCGUACGGACUCGGAUUACAUGUUUCCAAUUAUCAAUCAAAGAGCAGAUACUCAUUGAG
Messenger RNA from Fomitopsis serialis, 4697 nucleotides. RefSeq lists its product as uncharacterized. Lineage: Eukaryota; Fungi; Basidiomycota; Agaricomycetes; Polyporales; Fomitopsidaceae. The coding region runs from base 1 to 4605 and encodes 1534 amino acids. The record is from RefSeq and is a predicted model, not a curated record. The transcript is spliced from 19 exons.